This is a messenger RNA of Mercenaria mercenaria, 1346 nucleotides long. RefSeq names its product cell death abnormality protein 1-like. NCBI's taxonomy places the organism in Eukaryota, Metazoa, Mollusca, Bivalvia, Venerida, Veneridae. The record is from RefSeq and is a predicted model, not a curated record. Bases 45 to 1346 code for a protein of 433 amino acids. The transcript has 4 exons.
UGACUUCCUGUUUAAUCAAAUUUCGUGAAAGCUGUAAAUGUUAAAUGCAGAUAAAUACAAACUUUCAAAGGGUAUUUUACUUGGAUUUAACACUGUUUGGCAUGAUGGAUAGCAUUUAUAAAGCGAUAUUGUUCUUAUGGGUGUGUGAAUGCUUAAUUGUCAGCAAUUCUCAAGCAACAGAAGACGGAGGCAUUGAUUGCAGAAGUGAUUGUGCAUGUUGUAGAAAUCAAAAGUGUGGUCCAAACGGUUUCUUUGAGGAAGGUAAUUGUUAUGAUGGCUGCAUUGACGGAUAUAGUGGUGCUCGGUGCUAUGAAAAAUGUACUUACAAUUGUGCAAAAUGUGAGCUAGAUAACAAAACGAAGUGCACUGAAUGUUUUAAUGGCUAUUUCCUCGGCUCUAGUAGUGAUUGUACAGCGAAAUGUCCAAAAGGUUGUGAAACAUGCAUGUCAAGCACUACAUGUACUAAAUGUAAGGAUGAAUAUUAUAACGACAAUGGUUUCACAGACUGUCGAUAUCGUUAUUGUCCACAAAAUUGCGAAUGCCAACAAAAUCAGUGCGUGUCAUGUAAAUCUGGUUACUAUGAUACCAGUACGUCAUGCAGCGGUAUAUGUCCAGGUAGUUGUAUGGCAUGUUCAUCACGGGACACUUGUGAUGUAUGUAGAGAUGGUUAUUUUAACGGGCAUCGGUUUGACAACAGUAGCCUUCCUCUUUCGACAAAUUGUACGCAUGAAUGUCGUGAUACCUGUAAACGAUGCUCAUCGUAUAAUACAUGUUUGCAAUGCAAAACUGGACGAUACGGAUCAACCUGUCAAGAAGAAUGUUCCAUCGGAUGUGCAACAAGUGAAUGCCUGACAGACUCCGGAAAUUGUAAAUGUUCUCCUAAUUUUUCGGGAGAUAAAUGUGAUAAAUGUCAGAUUGGAAAAUAUGGACCCCUUUGCGAAAAGCAAUGUUCUUUAGGAUGCAAAGAUAAUGUAUGUGGCAAAGAAUCAGGAGAUUGUUUAGAUGGAUGUAUCGUAGACACUAUCAUCAGUAAGACGUGUAAUGAGUGUUCAACGGGUAUGUAUGGUGUAUUGUGUAACAAAACCUGUCCUUCAGGUUGUAAAGAUGGUAAAUGUAAAAGGAAUACAAGUGAAUGCUCGUUAGGAUGCAUAGAAAAUUUCAGUGGGAAAAGAUGUGAACAUUGCAUUAAUGGUAAAUAUGGAGAGUCAUGUAUCCUUGAUUGUCCGGAGAACUCAAUGUUGCUGUAUAGAUGUGGCACUAUAUUUUUAAAACUAACACUUGCUACAAAUCAAAAUAGAUCAUUAAAGUUACAGUUCCUAGAUGGAAAUGAAAUAUAUAGAAAGUAA